AUCGGCAGAUUGGUUAUUGGACAGAAUGGUAUCUUAUCCACACCUGCUGUUUCAUGUAUCAUCCGAAAGAUCAAAGCAGCUGGUGGAAUUAUUCUAACAGCUAGCCAUAGUCCUGGGGGACCUGGAGGAGAGUUUGGAGUCAAGUUUGAGGUGGCCAAUGGAGGACCAGCUCCAGAUAUAGUUUCAGACAAAAUCUAUCAAAUAAGCAAAACCUUGGAGGAAUAUGCCAUUUGUCCGGAUCUCAGAGUUGAUUUAUCACGCCUAGGAAGACAAGAAUUUGAUCUGGAGAACAAAUUCAAACCUUUCCGAGUGGAAAUUGUGGAUUCUGUGGAUAUCUACCUCAGUCUCCUUCGAAGUAUCUUUGACUUCAAUGCGAUCAGAAAUUUGCUGACCGGACCCAACCAGAUUAAAAUAAGGAUCGAUGCCAUGAAUGGAGUUAUGGGACCUUAUGUGAGAAGAAUCCUGUGUGAUGAACUGGGAGCUCCUGCAAACUCUGCCAUAAACUGUAUUCCUCUGGAGGAUUUUGGUGGACAGCCUCCUGAUCCCAAUUUAACAUAUGCAACUGCCUUGCUGGAGGCUAUGAGAGGUGGCGAGUAUGGAUUUGGAGCUGCUUUUGAUGCUGAUGGAGACCGGUACAUGAUCCUUGGCCAAAAUGGUUUCUUCGUUAACGCGUCAGAUUCAUUGGCUAUAAUUGCAGCCAACCUGUCUUGCAUUCCAUACUUCUGUCAGAUGGGUGUCCGAGGAUUUGGCAGGAGCAUGCCUACCAGCACAGCCCUGGACAAGUAA
Molecule: messenger RNA, 786 nt
Organism: Eurypyga helias (sunbittern)
Lineage: Eukaryota; Metazoa; Chordata; Aves; Eurypygiformes; Eurypygidae
Product: putative PGM5-like protein 2
Exons: 5
Biological process (GO): striated muscle tissue development; myofibril assembly; carbohydrate metabolic process
Cellular component (GO): adherens junction; sarcolemma; cytosol
Molecular function (GO): phosphoglucomutase activity
Source: RefSeq, a predicted model, not a curated record